GCUGUCUAACUCCUUCAUCGUCUCUGUCUAUCAACGCUGAGCCCGGUGCUCUUACUCCACUCUUCAGUUGACCUGAGCCUGUCCUUACCUUCUCACCGAAGCUCAAAUAUCGAACAGUCAUCAUGUACUGCCGACCUUCCUUCCUCGCGCUUCUCGCCUUCGUCUCCGUCGCUUUUGCCUUCCCCGUCGCUAGGCCGACAGACUUUGGCUCGUCUCGUGCCGGUGCUGCAGUCCGCCGGGCUGCAGCUAUCAACUUCGGGACAUGCAGUGAUCCCCAAGUCACCGAGGCCAACGGCGUGUUCAGCGUUGCCAACACCAAAGACUUCGGUUCCGUAGCAUCAUCCAAGUUCCUGGACGAAGUCGUGACGGGCAUUUGCAAUGUUCUUACCAACAAUUGCGGGGUCGAUGGAAUCACAGAGGGCGACUGCUCAACCGCUGCGUCGGAUGCUAUUGGAGCAGGCAAUGUCGGCCUGGGAGCGGACGAGUUCAACUCUGUUCUUGGCUUCACGUCCAACUUCGCUGCCACAGCGGCUGCUGGAGCAGGGAACAACGCCGUCGUUUCAGCUACGACCACCGCAGCCGCGACGAAGGCGACCCAUACUAACGUUGCUGCUGCCGGUAGCAGUCACGGCAACGGUGAUCAGGCGGGUCACGGUGGAAGCGCGGCCGAAUGCCCCAAGAAGCGAGAGGAAUGAGUUGUGUCGUAGGAGGUUUCUUUUCCAGUCAUGUUUCGUAUAUCUUGCUCUUUGGUCUACGUGGAGUACUAGACAAACUUUGAAUUCACGGCGUUUUGGC
Dacryopinax primogenitus is the source of this 795-nucleotide messenger RNA. RefSeq lists its product as uncharacterized. The transcript has 6 exons. The record is from RefSeq and is a predicted model, not a curated record. The coding region runs from base 123 to 695 and encodes 190 amino acids. NCBI's taxonomy places the organism in Eukaryota, Fungi, Basidiomycota, Dacrymycetes, Dacrymycetales, Dacrymycetaceae.